This is a messenger RNA of Dermacentor silvarum, 2532 nucleotides long. Its product is annotated as monocarboxylate transporter 9-like. The coding region runs from base 159 to 1625 and encodes 488 amino acids. Gene Ontology annotation, biological process: transmembrane transport. The transcript has 5 exons. Lineage: Eukaryota; Metazoa; Arthropoda; Arachnida; Ixodida; Ixodidae. Gene Ontology annotation, molecular function: monocarboxylic acid transmembrane transporter activity. The record is from RefSeq and is a predicted model, not a curated record.
GCCCCACACAGCAUGCUGCGACGCCGCUCUGAGUGACGCACAGGUAACCAGAUGCACCUGCGACAAGCCCGUGGAGGCUCUUGGAUCUUGCAAAACCUGGGUUAUCCCUCUCAUCCGGCGCUAGCGGUUUGUUUCGAAGGCAGGAGCGACCGUUGCUAAUGGAAACCAACGGCAAAUUUCGGUCGUACAGCGUCUUCACGGUGUCGUACCCGAACCUGACAGGAAAACCCGCAACUGCCAGGCGCAAAUCCGAAUAUGGAGGACGGGAGAACAUGGACCGGAACUGGGGCAUCGCCGUGGCCGCGGCUGUAGCUUCGUUCUUCAACCUGGCCACGCAGAUAAACUCUGGCUUCUUCUUCGUCGCCAUUAUGGACACGUUCGCCGUGGGCCACUCGAACGCCUCGUGGCCAGAGAGCGUUUUCACCAUCAUGACGUACUCUGGAAGUCUGAUCGUCGUUGUGCUUCAGCGGCACUUCACGGUGUCCCAAAUCACACUGCUCGGAAGCUUGAUGCUGUGGAUACCGCUGAUAGGCGCCGCCUUCGCUCCCAACAUCACGAUGAUGACCCUAGCCCUGGGUGCCCUCCAUGGUAUGGGUGCAGGCAUCGUGCUCGUGAGUUUCAUGGUCACCCUGGGCCUGCACUUCGACAAAUAUUUGGCUGUUGCCAGUGGACUUCGCGACGCUGGCACCACUCUGUGCGCCUUCGUGUUUCCGUCUCUGCUGUCAUUCCUGAACAGCCGCUACUGCCUCCGCGGCACGCUGCUCGUCUACAGUGCGCUCGCCAUGAACGUCACGGUCGUGGCGCUUUUCUUGUGGGUGCGAGUUCGGGAGAGUGAACGACAAGACUGCCCUGAAGGCCCCAGGCCUGUCCUGAAGACUACGAAAAAGGAAGGAGUUUUUAUGCUCUCGAAGUCGCAAAUGACGCUCAAUACGUUUCCGAAAGCUGUGCGCGGUGACAAUGAGUGCGAGGAGUCGUUUGCCUCAUUUUUGCGGAAGCUUGCCAUACUGAGGGCUCCUAGCUUCUACGUUGUUGUCCUUGGUGCCACGGUGGAGAUUUACGGGUACACUGUGUUCCUCGAAACCAUAGACUCUUACGCGCUGGACAAGGGAGCUUCUAGACCGCAGGCCGACAUGGCGAUCACGUACGCGACCAUCGCCGAAAUUGUGGGCUACGUCGGCGUGCCCUUGAUCGCCGACAUGAACUUCGUGAGCCGACAGACGAUGAUGACCACCUGCUUUGCUCUGCUCACGCUAUGCUACGCGCUCGUGCCGUACACGUCGUGGCCGAUGACGUACGUCGUUGACAGCGCCCUCCUCAUAACUUUCAUCGCUGCUGUGAGCUCUCUACGGUGUUCGCUCAUGACGCAGUACUUCGGCGCCGUCCAAGUGCCGCUCUGCAUGACGGCGGUUGGGCUGCUGCUCAUUCCUCUGCAACUGAGCAGUCCCACGAUCAUAGGCUUCUUCCGCGACAACCUCGGAUCAUACGAUGGCAUUUACCGUGCUCUGGCAGUGCUGCAUCUCGCCAUGGUCAUGCUUUACGCUCCUCUUGCCGUGCACGAACGGAGAAAGAAGAGAGGCUCGUUUCAAGCCGAGCCCGAGGCCUGCGCGCAAGUUACGAAGCUUUAAACGGAGACAUACGUCAGAAAUUGACGGUCCUUGUGCGGACAUUUGUGCUGAAGAACCGGGUAGCUACGCAGGUAAUCACGUAGGAGCCAUCUUGAAAACACGCGACCUAUAAUGUGCCAUGUCCAAUUCUUACACGCGUCGCCUGCGUGCUGCCUAUCUCAUAUAAGUGAAAUGCGCAUAGAAAUGCAGCACCAGAAGAAGUGUAGGGACAUACUGGUGCGCGGGAAUUUGCACUUGCCAACUUUUAGCCUUUCCCCAGAGUACGUGUGCUGUAUAGUACUUAAGAAAAAGAACCGAAACUUCGGACACGCGUUCAGCAGCUUUUUUUUUUUUUUUUUGGUGAAAGUGGCCCGCAGCAGCGCGGAAUAUCGAGGCACUGCUCCUGCUCGUCUAACCACCUUUCCCCCUGUGGACUAUUUUACUGCGGAACCAUGCCAGAAAGCUGUCGCUUCCAAGGCUUCUGCGCUUCGGUACACCCUACAUAAAGUCUAAGCCAUCGGCAACCACUCGACGCAUGUACUGUUGGCUGUUGCUCCGCAUGGUAGGACAUUGCGACAUUUUCUUCUUAUUUUGGUGUCCUCCAAUGUUCGUGCUCUUUCAUCGAUGCGCAGUACAGACAGGUUGUGUGGCUCAGUCUAGUGUCUUCGCCAUUGUUUGUGUGUUCUGUGUGUUGUCCCAGUCCCUCGUUUGAAGCUGCUGAGCAGUAGCAUAAUUCUGUUCAUCAUCGCCGCACCAUUCUCACCACUGAAGACAAAACAUCACUGAACACAAGUUCUUUAUUUUAAAUGCGUAAGCAUUUCGAUGGUUACCCAACGAGAAAACUGUGCGAGCGUCCGUCUUUCACGUAACACGAUCGCUUUCAAGAUACAGCCAGCAGCAAUGUUUCGCCAGCUGUGCAAGAAGACGA